Molecule: messenger RNA, 1704 nt
Organism: Aspergillus pseudonomiae
Lineage: Eukaryota; Fungi; Ascomycota; Eurotiomycetes; Eurotiales; Aspergillaceae
Exons: 3
Coding region: 510-1679 (389 amino acids)
Source: RefSeq, a predicted model, not a curated record
AUCGUCGGACUUGAGAGAUUAACUUCAGGGGGAAGAAAAGAGACAAAUCAUCGUUGGUCUCCUUAUCUCCACUGCAGAAUUUUUCGAUGCAACCUCAGUUAUUUUUAUUAAUCCGAACCAAAGUUAAUUAGCAAUCAGAUUAUCCGCUACACGAGGCAACAACCUCCACCAUCAGCCCAUACGAUGCAAGCCAAAUGUCAAGCCCACAGCUUCGGUACUCUGCGGGAUCUCACUCGUUGUCACUCAGUAUCCACCGCAACCAGACUUUCAAAGUCAUUGUUGGAGCUGAUUUGACACAAGGCCCAUUUCUGGGCAGUGCGAGCCAUUAUCAGAACGUGGUUAAAGUUCUAUAACGGAGGCAAUUUUUCUCUUAUUAGUGUUUGCGUCCUUCAUUCACCAUGAAACAACUCGGUUUGCCUUUGUUGGAUGGACACGACACGCCUACCUUUAAGAUGGCACGCACGUCCCGCUGAGUGAGGCCCAAUCCUGCUUUCUGUGGAUCAUUCUCCAUGGGCAUUCCCGACGACAUUCUCCUCGCGGAUGCCGCGGGGAAGAUCCCUUCUGGGAUGUCGCUCGAGUACCUCGCCGAGUCGCGCGAUCGCCCGACCAUUGUGGCCAUCAUAUUCCUGGUAUGCUUCACCGGGGUGAUCAUGAUAGUGCGGCUCUACGCACGGAUAUGGCUUGUCAAGAAACUCGGCCUCGACGAUGCUUUGGCCAUUCUCACGAUGAUGAUCUACAUCCCCUUUGUCGUUCUGUCUCUCGUUCUAAUUUAUUUGGGGAGUGGUCGCCAUAUGGAUUACAUUCAGUAUGUCCUGGCGAUGCCCACGGUGCGUCAGACUGAGAUUCUAGAUUUCGUUGCGCACAUCCUCUACACCACUGCUCUGUUCUUUUGUCGAUUAUCGGGGUUGGCUUUCUACCACCGCCUGGCUGCACGCUCCAGCAAACUACACCUUGUGAUCAAGAUUGCAGCCGGCUUCCUAUUCGCCGCAUAUCUUCCCCAGCUGUUUCUAUUGAUAUUCCACUGUCGACCUGUAACAGGCCUAUGGCCCUACCCCUGGCAGGAAGAACCAAUCAGCUAUAACUGUCUUACUUGGGGUCUGGUCUACUCCGUCAACUCCGGCGUUUCAUUGACCUGCGAUGUGCUCAUGUUUAUCAUCCCGACGAUCCUUAUCAAGAAACUCCACGUCUCCCUCAAAAGGAAGGCCCAACUCUCUCUCGUUAUGUUUCCAGGUGUUCUUGUCAUUGUCAUUUCCGCCGUCCGGGUUUACUUUGUCGCAGUGGGCCAAUGGGCUGAUGACGGUAGUUGGGCCUACAAUCCCAUGAUGGGCAUCGAGAAUGCCGAGAUUGCAGGCACCUUGAUCGCGCUGUCUGUUCCGGCUUUGAAGCCAGUAUUUGGGAACAUCUUCACUCAUCUGACCGAGUAUACGGUUUCGACGCGCAACCGGUCUAAUAUGAAAAGUCAAUCGAAGCCUACAUCCGGGUUAAAGUCUAGGGCUAGAGACAGUAAGCGCCUACUAUCUUGGUCCAAGAACGGGUAUGAAGACUAUGAGAUGAUGGGCUCGGAGACUAAUAUCCCCCCAAGUGGCCCGGGACAGUCAUCGCCUAAAAGUAUCGGAGUGACCACCGAAGUCUCCAUAUUCCAUGGACAACAGGAGGCGGACCAGAGACAUAUCGUGUAGAGAAAGUAAUACAUGCUGUACGACA